Molecule: messenger RNA, 1689 nt
Organism: Hipposideros armiger (great roundleaf bat)
Lineage: Eukaryota; Metazoa; Chordata; Mammalia; Chiroptera; Hipposideridae
Gene: RCSD1
Product: RCSD domain containing 1
Exons: 8
Coding region: 1-1338 (445 amino acids)
Biological process (GO): skeletal muscle contraction; protein localization to endosome; retrograde transport, endosome to Golgi
Cellular component (GO): WASH complex; early endosome
Molecular function (GO): retromer complex binding; phosphatidylinositol phosphate binding; actin filament binding
Source: RefSeq, a predicted model, not a curated record
AUGGGCCCGUCUGACCUCAUUAGCAGCCCAAGAGGAGAAGUGAGCACCGUUCCUGCCCUCUGUGCUCUGGGCUUCUGCUCUGAGCUUGGGGGCCCCUCCCCCGCCAGCAUCCCACAGGGCCCUGAAGAGUCACUUCCCCUGAAGGAAAGACCCUCGGAGACCAACGCCAGUGUGGACAGCUCGGCAUCUCCCUCCGUGGCCCAGCUGGCCGGGCGGUUCAGGGAGCAGGAGGCCGCGGCCAAGGAAAUGCCAGCCAGUAAACCAACCAGAAGGAAACCGCCCUGUUCCCUCCCCUUGUUCCCCCCCAGGGUAGAGCUGGGCCAGAAUGGUGAGGAGAAAUCACCAGCCAACGCGAGCCACCCCCCGAAAGUCAAACUGAAGAGCUCGCCUCUGAUUGGGAAGCUUCAGGCCAAUUUAGUCUUUGAUCCGACGGCCCUGCUGCCUGGAGCCUCACCCAAGAGUCCUGGACUCAAGGCCAUGGUGUCGCCGUUUCACAGCCCACCUUCUACUCCCAGCAGCCCUGGGGUGCGGUCUCGGGCCAGCGAGUCGGAAGAGGUGCCCGUCAGCUUCGACCAGCCUCCGGAAGGCAGCCAUCUGCCCUGUUACAACAAGGUGCGGACGCGGGGCUCCAUCAAAAGGCGCCCACCUUCCCGGCGAUUCCGAAGGUCUCAGUCGGACUGUGGGGAGCUGGCGGACUUCCAGGCCCCAGAGCCGUCCCAGGAGAACGGAGCCCAGGAAGAAAAUGGGGGCGAGGUGUUCCCUUCCAAGAGCACUGCCCCUCCGCCUGGCGAGGGGGCGGUGGGAAGGGAAGGCAGGAAGACCCUGGGGUCCCACGAGAAGCCCCCUCUGAGGAGGACGUCCAGCAGGACAGAGCAGCAGGAACAGAAGGGCCGGGCUCCGGAGGAGGCCCCGCAGCCCGACAAGGCUGCCCAGGAGGCCCAAGAGAAGGCCCUGGAACCAGCCCCGGCUGCCAGCGCAGAGGCCAAGAAUGAGUGUGGGAGCCCCAUGGAGGGCAGUCCAGCCUCAGGGCAGACGGAAGAGCCCACACAGGUGAAGGAGGAGAGGGCAGAGGCUGGAGAGGAGGAGCCCGGACAAAAGAGCCAAGACAAGAAGCCGCAGCCGGAGGAGGGGGCUGAGGGGCAGGAGACCCCCCAGACUCCCCCUGGGGGAGCGGAGGCUGGCCACACCCCCGAGGAGGGGAAAAGCAAGGGGAAGCAAGGCAAGGGGCCCGUGCUGGAGCCCGGCUGCAACCCCAGGACGAGCCAGGCCCAGGCAGAGACCGGCAGUGAGGUCCCCAAGACAGAGGGCGACGCCUCUGUCCAGGACACUAAAAUGUGAAGACAGCUCACUGUGCGUCGUGACAAAGCUGCUGGAGACGUCUCUUUGGAAGCAGCAGCCACCGCAGUAGCAGCAAAUGAAGCCACCGCAGGAGCAGACUGUGCGGGGACUGCGGUCAGCGCGAAGACACAGGGUGCUUGUCUCCUGGCCUCCCACCCCGUCCCAGACGGAGAUUGCAUCUGAGGGCCGCAGACUUUCAUCAGCUGGAGUUUGUGUCACUUGAUGGACUUGGUUAAAAACAACAAAACAAACAAAAAACGUAUUUAAAACAAUUUACUGUGGCGACAACUCCCUAGGGAUACUGGUCAACCUACGGCGGGCGGGGGAGAAGGUGGGGGAGUGAGGCCCACC